UUGUCAAUUAUAACGUUUAUGUUUUUUUGGAUCAAUAUUACAAACCAAGAUUUAAGGUGAUAAAUUAUAUUACACGAAUCUCUGAGAUUAAUCCAUAUAUAAUAAAAGAUAAACCAGUUUAUAAUGACUUUGAGAAAUAGAAGCUUUAGCCUUUAUUUAAAGGUAAAAAUUGUUAUUAUUUAUAGAUAAAACUAUAAUUGGACAUAUUCUGAAAAGUGAUUUUGAUGCUAUGGAAUGGAAUUUAAUGUUGAAGAUUACCACACAAGAGAUUUGAUGAAAAUAGAUUUUUUUAAAUUAGAAAAAGGAUCAAGUAAUACUAUAAAUAAUAUGAGGGCUUAAAAAAGAUGUAUUUGAAGUAUUUGGGCUAACUUAUUCAAUAAUGUCAGCAUAGUUCUGAGAUUGAUGCAAGAGCUGCCUUAUUAUAUUUAGAAAAUUUAGUGAUGAAAUCAAUUUGUAGUAUAAUUAAUU
This is a messenger RNA of Paramecium pentaurelia, 468 nucleotides long. NCBI's taxonomy places the organism in Eukaryota, Ciliophora, Oligohymenophorea, Peniculida, Parameciidae. The record is from the annotation of a GenBank genome assembly.